GCACUUAUCUUACUUCGAAUAUAUUUGGAGGCCACCAUCUCAACUUACACGCUAAAUCUGCAAUUUCUACAUUUAUAGACCAUUACUUAAUAUAAUAGUAAUAUAAACAAUAUGCCGAAACAACCUGAUUAUUACAAAGUUCUAGGCGUGUCUCCUAACGCAACCCAAAGAGAAAUUCGCAAUGCGUAUAAAAGGGAGUCUUUAAAAUCACAUCCUGACCGUGUACCUGCCGACUCUCCUGAACGGCCUGCCCGAACGCGCAAAUUUCAGGAAAUCAACGAUGCCUAUUAUACCCUUUCAGACGAGUCACGUCGGAGAGAGUACGACGCAACAAGGCCGGUGGAAGCAGAGACUGAGGAUGAAGUACCCCUAGGUGGCACCGGGGGAUUUUCAUGGUCUUCAUUCGGGUUUGGCACGAGCGAUCGUGAACAACGCGCCUCUGAGCAGUUUGGUUCGGUGUUUGAAGAGAUGCUACGCGAGGAGGGCCUUGCUAGUGAUGAUACUGACGCUGAUGGCCGUCGGCGGACCAGGCCGACAUCUCGCUUCUGGUCUAUUGUUGGUGGAAUAAGUGGUGGUGCACUUGGGUUCAUUGUCGCCAAUGCUGCUGGUGCUUUCGCCGGUGCAGUUGCGGGAAAUCGGCUCGGCGCUGUUCGUGACGCGAAGGGCAAAAGCGUUUACGAGGUCUUCCUAGAUCUUCCGCAAGGUGACCGUGCUAGAUUAUUGAGCGAAUUGGCAGCCAAAGUUUUUCAGUCCACAGUAGGGCGAUAACUGCAUAUUGGGCUAUCGUUUUGAUCAAUGUUUAUCCUUUUUCUUUAUUUUUUAGCAUGUGACCGGUGGGAAGGCUUUCCGAGGCCAGAGACUCUAACGCUCAAUGGAUAUAUAAUUAAAUGAUAGUUCUGUAUUUUUCAUUACAUCGUUGACCGCUAGAGUCG
Messenger RNA from Aspergillus pseudonomiae, 932 nucleotides. RefSeq names its product putative DnaJ chaperone (Caj1). NCBI's taxonomy places the organism in Eukaryota, Fungi, Ascomycota, Eurotiomycetes, Eurotiales, Aspergillaceae. The record is from RefSeq and is a predicted model, not a curated record. The coding region runs from base 112 to 768 and encodes 218 amino acids. The transcript is spliced from 4 exons.